This is a messenger RNA of Xenopus laevis (African clawed frog), 3763 nucleotides long. RefSeq names its product solute carrier family 12, member 8 L homeolog (gene slc12a8.L). The record is from RefSeq and is a predicted model, not a curated record. Gene Ontology annotation, biological process: potassium ion import across plasma membrane; transmembrane transport; chloride transmembrane transport. Bases 501 to 2666 code for a protein of 721 amino acids. The transcript is spliced from 15 exons. Gene Ontology annotation, cellular component: membrane. Gene Ontology annotation, molecular function: chloride:monoatomic cation symporter activity; potassium:chloride symporter activity. NCBI's taxonomy places the organism in Eukaryota, Metazoa, Chordata, Amphibia, Anura, Pipidae.
GCCCCGGGGGUCUGGCAGUUGCACUCGUUACACACACCACCGUGUAACAGGGGCCACACUGAAUCUCACUCCACAGGUUGUAACCCGGCUAUAGGGCAGCACAGGGGGAUGUCACACACCUUGUCACCUAUUCUCUCCCCAAACCUGUCAGUCUGGAAAUGUGAUGCCAGAAGGAUUUCAGCACAAACUACUGAUUCCUCAGUGUCAGGAGUAUGAGGUGCAACUGCCAUUGCGCAGUACAUACCGCCUGAUCCAUUGCAUGUGCCACACAGCGUGCCAUCUGUUUGCUGAGGAUCAUGGGAAAUGCAGUUUAACAGCAGGUAGAUCAGGUAUUGCCCACUAGGUGUCACUCCAGCGGCCUGAAGCUUCUCUCCUGCCAUUGACAUUGCUCCACAUAAACCUAAGAACAUGCGUUAUGAUGCAGGAUAGGUGCCAACAAGUGGCGCAGUUCUGUCUGGUGGUUCUGGACAGUUUGGACCCGGUGGACACUGUAGGGUAUCAUGGGAAUGAUUGAGCCAAACAGAUCUGUACUGCUGAAUGGGAGUAUGAAUGGCAGUGAGAAUAUCAAGGACCUGUUCCACGAGGAUGCACAGGUAUCGCAGUUGCAAUCGCGGCCCUGGUGGAAGAUCCAACUGUUUGUGUGGGAGCCGGUGCUGUUUGGGACAUGGGAUGGAGUAUUUACCUCCUGUAUGAUCAAUAUCUUUGGAGUGGUGCUGUUCCUCAGGACUGGAUGGCUUGUGGGGAACACAGGGGUCCUGCUGGGAAUAGUACUGGUCUCCUUUGUUAUCCUCGUGGCACUGGUGACGGUGCUGUCAGGCAUCGGGGUGUGUGAAAGAUGUAGUAUAGGCAGCGGCGGAGUCUACUCCAUGGUUUCCACUGUCCUGGGGGGCAAAGUUGGGGGAACCAUUGGGGUGCUGUACAUCUUUGGGCAGUGUGUUGCAGGUGCCAUGUACAUCACGGGCUUUGCAGAAUCCAUUUCUGACCUUCUGAACUUAGAGAAUAUGUGGGUAGUGAGGGGCAUCAGCCUGGCUGUGCUUGUGGGGCUACUUGGAAUUAAUCUGGCCGGAGUCAAGUGGAUCAUCCGCCUCCAGCUCCUGCUGCUCCUGCUAUUGGCUGUCUCCACUCUGGAUUUUGUCAUUGGCUCCUUUACACACCUGGAUCCAGAGAAUGGGUUUGUGGGAUAUUCGGAGGAGCUGCUGCGCAAUAACACAUUCCCUGAUUACACGCCGGGUGAAAGUUUCUUCACUGUGUUUGGGGUCUUCUUCCCGGCAGCAACAGGAGUCAUGGUGGGGUUUAACAUGAGCGGUGAUUUGCAAAGACCGUCAAUCAACAUCCCUUUGGGGUCCCUGGCUGCCAUUGGCACUUCGUGGUUCCUCUAUGUUGUGUUCGUCUUCCUUCUCGGAGCCAUUUGCACGAGAGAAUUCCUGCGCUAUGAAUUUAUGAUUGCAGAGAAGGUUUCUCUGGUUGGUGGCCUCUUCCUUCUGGGUCUCUACAUCUCCUCAUUGGCUUCCUGUAUGGGGGGGCUGUAUGGGGCCCCCAGGAUCCUACAGUGCAUUGCACAGGAAAAGGUUAUCCCUGCCCUGUCCUUCCUGGGACGUGGGAAAGGCCCAAACAAAACUCCAGUGGCCGCUAUCUUCAUAACUGGACUCCUUACUAUGGCCUUUGUCUUUAUCGGCCAAGUGAACGUGUUGGCACCAAUAGUUACAAUUAACUUUAUGCUGACCUACAGCGCUGUGGACUACUCUUAUUUUUCUGUGACUAUGAGCUACAAAAUGCAGCAUAGUCCAAAAAAGAACGGGAGACCCAACUCCCGGGUGAUGAGUUCCACUCAGCCCCUGAUACUAAACAAAUCCACAAGCUACGGUUCCAAUGGCACUUUAUUAGAAUUCACUAAGGACAUGAACCAGCUCUUCAAACCCAACCAUACGGAGGCUCCUGAGAGCACAAGUAGCCAAGAAAAAGAUCCGAAGAUGUUUAAGUUCAGCAAGCCAAGAAAGCCAGCCAAGCAGACCCUGCAGGACAGCUUCCAACUGGAUCUCCACCAGGGUCCUGAGCAUGGCCUAGAGAGCAGGUUGCUGGUUACAGACCUGGCAGAAAAUGAAAGCCAGAAUUCCAAAGCAGAGAUUACAGAAGACAAGAACCAAGGCGUGGACCCCACUGAGAGUGAUGAGCCUGACAGCGAAGAAGAUGUGGACAUUCAGCAGCCAACAGAGGAGCAGAAAGGAGAUUCCACAGUGGCACAAAAGGUCCCAGAAUUUGAGAUUCAGGAAUUAUCAACAUCAUUUUAUGCCAAGUUCUGCAAUCACUGGGUGGCCUUUCUGGGGGCAAUCCUUUCAAUUGUAAUCAUGUUUGUGAUCCAGUGGAUUUAUGCCCUCGUUAACCUUGGUGUAGCAAUCAUUUUGUACCUCUACAUUGGCAGAGUGAACCCCGGCCUUAAUCCAGGGGCUGCCGCAAAUUUCAGCUUCUUUGCCUGGAUCCGCCAAGGGGCACGGACACUAUGCAGGAAGCCCCACCCCAAAGAGCAGUUUGUGGUGACUCCUUCCCUCCUAUCUGUUGGCAUGGAGACCACGCAACUGACAGAAGAAAACGAAGAUUUUGCAUCUCGUGGACGGUACCACCACUCGUCCAUCAUCACCCAGGGACAGUUUAUUGAUCGGUACAACUAGGAGUCCAGAGAUAUCCCAGCAUUUCAUUCUUACCUCUCCACUGCCAAAACUCUGUGACCCAAAGGAAGAUAUUUCUGCGUUUUGUGAGACAUUAUAUCAACACCCCCUGCAGAACAGGCUGCACCAUACAGUGAUACUAAGCCCCUCGUUGUGGAGGGCUGUUAAUAAAAUUGUUUUUUAUGCAGGGUAUUCAAUGUUUCAGAAAUGUGAAGCAAUAACUGAGCCAAACCCCCAAAAAAUCUUCCUUUCCCCCCAUACCAGUGCAAUAUAUAGCUAGACUUGUAGCAAGUGCCUUAAAAGCUCUGUAUUGGAAAUAGGUACCUCGGGGGUGGAGUCACUUUACACAACUAAAGCCGAAAUCUCAGGGCUGUUAUGAUACCCACUUGCAUGACUCCAUGGAGAGCAACUAUGUGGUGGUACAACUACAUCACAGCUGGCAUCUACCGUCUGUAGGAGGGACUAUGGUCGGUGGGUGCUGAUAUCUUGGAGAUGGAAACAUGAUUCUCCACUGACUAUCUGAUCUUUUUGUGGACUUCAAAUGGUUUGAAGGAUGUCAACCCCAGUGGAAACAGGCUUUUCUCACAGUACCUAGUGAUAUGGACUAAUGAGACAGACACUCUUCCUGGUCCAGCUCGUUACACCUUGCUCUUCUGAAAAAUACACCUACCCCCACAGGGCACAAACUUAUUACUCAUGGAGCUUUACUCUAAUCUGAGAGACAAAUGUGACAUCCCUGUGCAGGCCUGGACUGGCAAUCUGUGGGUUCUGGCAAAUGCCAUAGGGGCUGCUAUAAGGUGCCAUAUACAGUCACUAUUUAGUGGGCUGGUGGGGGCUGUUUGGGCCUCUCUGUGAUCUGAUUGGGCCUCUGUGUACUUGAAAUUCCAGGGCCUAUUUUAAUUCUCAGUCCGGACCUGUCCCUGUGCAAUAAGUGAAUGUAGUGGAGCACGGCUAGAAGGAAGGACACCUCCUGGGCAUUGUACAAAUUGGGCUCUAUGUACCUGAUCUGUGUGUGUGUGCAAGGCCCUUGUGCAAGUGAUACUGGUGAUGCUGACAUUCACCCACAAGGGUGCGUUUAAAUACAAACCGUGCUAUCUUGG